Molecule: messenger RNA, 939 nt
Organism: Pteronotus mesoamericanus
Lineage: Eukaryota; Metazoa; Chordata; Mammalia; Chiroptera; Mormoopidae
Product: olfactory receptor 5-like
Exons: 1
Coding region: 1-939 (312 amino acids)
Biological process (GO): G protein-coupled receptor signaling pathway
Cellular component (GO): membrane
Molecular function (GO): olfactory receptor activity; G protein-coupled receptor activity
Source: RefSeq, a predicted model, not a curated record
AUGGAGAGGCCCCAGAAACCUGGCAACAUGACCAGAGUACAAGAGUUCAUCUUGCUGGGGUUGUCCACGAGCUCAGACAUAAGGGAUGUCCUGUUUGCCAUCUUCCUGACUCUCUACCUGGUGACCCUGCUGGAGAACAGCCUGAUCAUCUACCUUGUCUGCAUAGACAGUGAGCUCCACAAGCCCAUGUACUUCUUCCUGGGCAACCUGAGCUGCCUGGAGGUAAGCUAUGUGUCAGUGAUCAUGCCCAGCCUGCUUGCGGGGCUUUGGGGUGGACCUGGCCCCAUGCCCUUCAUAGCCUGCAUGACCCAGCUCUUCUUCUUCAUCUCCCUCAUCUGUACUGAGUGCACCCUCCUGGCUGCUAUGGCCUAUGAUCGCUAUGUGGCCAUCUGCCACCCACUGCAUUACCUGCUGCUCAUGAGGCCCCAGGUCUGCCUGGCUUUGUCCUUGUCCUCAUGGCUGAGCGGGCUGCUGGUCUCAGUGGUCAAGACAUCGUGUAUUGCUAGCCUGUCUUACUGUGGCCCCAAUGUCCUCAACCACUUCUUCUGCGAUGUCUCCCCUCUUCUCAAACUGUCCUGCACCCACGUGGCCCUGACAGAACUGGUGGACUUCAUCUCUGCCAUUGUCAUACUCUGGGGUUCCCUCCUCGUGGCCAUAGCCUCCUAUGCAGCCAUUGGGAGGGCUGUGCUGCGUAUACCCUCAGCUGCCGGUCGCUGCAAAGCCUUCUCCACCUGCGCCUCCCACCUGCUGGUGGUGGGGAUCUUCUACUCAGCCACUCUCUUCAUCUAUGCCCGUCCCAGCCGCUUGGAAGCUGCGGAUCUCAACAAGAUGCUGUCUGUCAUCUACACGGUAGUCACGCCCAUGUGUAAUCCUGUCAUCUACUGUCUGCGGAACAAGGAGGUCCAGGCAGCUCUCCACAGAACUCUGCGCUGGUCCUGA